UGCUUCUAUUAAAACUGAGAGCCACGGCAAUGUCGGAUUCAAGCACUGAUGAGAGUUUUCCAAACCUCACUGCGUUUCUACAGACUGAUUCGUAUAUAGGACAAUAUGAGGGAGAACUGCACAGAAGAUACAAGCGGUUUUCCGAGCGUCUGGCACAGCUGGAGGAGGCAGAAGGGGCCUUUGAUUACUUCACACUGAGCUACCAGUCGUUCGGAAUUCAGCGGCGAUCCGACAACAGUCUGGUCCUUAGGGAAUGGGCACCGGGAGCGGAGGCCGUCUUCCUGACUGGGGAUUUCAAUUCCUGGGAAAAAGAGUCACACCCUUUCACGCAGAAAGAAUAUGGAAAAUGGGAACUAUACCUCUCUCCAAAAGUGGACAAAUCUCCUGCCAUCAAGCACCUGACCAAACUCAAGCUCGUAGUCUUGACUAAAACAGGCGAAUACCUGUUUCGGAUCUCUCCAUGGGCCAAACAUGUCACAAAAACACUAGAUUCCGUCACCUAUGACUGGACUCACUGGGACCCUCCACAGCCAUAUCAGUUCCAGCACCCCAGACCCCCACGGCCCAGCAGCCUUCGUAUCUAUGAGGCCCAUGUGGGCAUCAGUUCGCCUGAGGAAAAGAUUGCCUCGUACAAAAACUUCACCAGAGAGGUGCUUCCUCGCAUUAAAGAUCUCGGAUACAACUGUGUCCAGCUCAUGGCAAUUAUGGAACAUGCCUACUAUGCGAGCUUUGGCUAUCAGGUCACUAACUUCUUUGCAGCUUCCAGCCGCUUUGGCACUCCUGAUGAUCUGAAGCAUCUGGUUGAUACCGCACACUCCAUGGGCAUCGUGGUUCUUCUGGACAUGGUCCACAGUCACGCCUCCAGCAACACAGAAGAUGGGCUGAACUACUUCGACGGGACCGACUCCUGCUUCUUUCACGGAGGCUCCAGAGGAACCCACUCGCUCUGGGGCAGUCGACUCUUCAAUUACUCCAGCUGGGAGGUGGUGCGGUUCCUCCUCUCCAACCUGCGCUGGUGGAUGGAGGAGUAUCACUUUGAUGGCUUCAGGUUUGAUGCUGUGACUUCAAUGCUGUACCACCACCAUGGCAUCGGCACGUCGUUUUCGGGGAACUACAGCGAGUACUUCGGGAUACAAGUGGAUGAAGACGCACUUGUCUAUCUAAUGCUGGCCAAUUACAUUCUCCACAAGCUCUACCCACAAUGCAUCACUGUAGCAGAGGAUGUAUCAGGGAUGCCAGGCCUGUGCAGGUCCAUUGAAGAGGGAGGACUGGGCUUUGAUUAUCGUCUGACCAUGGCCGUGCCAGACAAAUGGAUUCAGGUCCUGAAGGAAGUUCGAGAUGAAGAUUGGGAUUUGGUGAACAUUGUUCACACCCUGACCAACAGAAGGAGAGGGGAGGCAUCUAUUACCUAUGCUGAAAGCCAUGACCAAGCCUUGGUUGGGGACAAAUCAUUGGCAUUCUGGCUGAUGGACAAGGAGAUGUACACCAACAUGAGUGCUCUUACUGCCAUGACGCCUGUUAUAGACCGUGGCAUCCAGCUGCAUAAACUCAUCCGUCUCCUUACUCAGAGUCUAGGAGGGGAGGGCUACCUCAACUUCAUGGGUAACGAGUUUGGCCAUCCGGAAUGGCUUGACUUUCCCAGGAAAGGAAACAACGAGAGCUACUAUUAUGCCCGUCGCCAGUUCAACCUUGUGGACACUGAGCAUUUGCGAUACCGACAACUCUACGCUUUCGACCGUGACAUGAAUCUUACAGAAGACAAAUACGGCUGGCUAGCUGCCGGUCAGGCAGCAGUCACGACUUUGAAUCAAACUGACAAGGUGAUCGUGUUUGAACGCUCAAACCUGCUGUUCAUAUUCAACUUUCAUCCCUGCAACAGCUACAUCGACUACAGGGUGGCAGUGGAGCAUGCUGGGAAAUAUAAGAUCAAAUUGAACUCGGACGAGCUUCAGUACGGGGGUCAUGGGAGGCUUGUGCAGGACACAGAGUUUUUCACAGAGCCCAUGCCUUUCAAUGGCCGAGCCCAGUCAUUUCGGAUCUACAUUCCUUGCAGAACUGCUCUGAUCCUGGCAAAUGAGGACAUUGAUUUCAGACACUGAGGACUGUGUGGAUGAAUGGAGCUGAUUCUUGCAUCAUAUCCCAGAAUUCUGUGCAACCUUACAGUACAUUUGCUUAUGUUCACUUGCAAACACUGUUAUUGCCUCACAAUGUUAUCCCAUUUUUAGUUUUAACAGAAUAUUUAAACUGCUCUUCUCCAUAUAACGAACGUUUGCUGUCACUGGUCCCCAUCUGCUUACGUUUCAUUGGCAGUCUGCUAAAUUUUCAGUUUUGUGUUCUCCAGAAUAAGACAUGCAGGUUUGGAAUGACAUGAGGAUGAGUAAAUGAUUACUUUUCAUUUAUUCCGUUCAAGGCUUUUUUUCUACUAAUUUGUUAUAAGAGGGGAAAAUGAUAAUUUACAGAAGGUUAUUGUAAUUUUACAUUACAAAAGCACAAAAAAUAGCUUUUAAUGUGCUGGUAUGAACAUUCAUGCUAGAUGCAUUCUGAUUGGAUAUUGCUUGCAUUAUGACAUCGGCAAGGUCAUUUCUCUCGCUCUCCCUUCAUGUCUCUAUUCAUCCUGUUCUCCCUCUUUCACCCCAUAACCUUAUCCUGUCUUCACUUAGCCUUAAAUGCCUCCAAUCCAUGAUUCUGAUUUAGAGGGCCAUUAAAAAGUUUUAUAGCACUGGGUGACAUCAUAGGCCAGUUGGAUGUGCUGGGGAAUAUGAAUCUCCUGGGCCUCGCAGAGAAUCUAGUGUCCUCUCCAGGGAAGACGAAUAAUUCCCUUGUAACCGUUCCCUUGGGUGUGAGGUCUCCGCAGCUGUUCUGACUCAACAGGAGACCAAAAUCUCACCUAAUUACUCUAAUUAACACUUUUUUUGCCUUAAUGCAUUUAAUUAAAUUGCUUUGGUUUAAUCUAUCACAGCACUUUAAUUUUGCCAGAGCUCUCAGCCCAAGCUUUUAAACAUUAAUAAGACAGUAUAUCAAUAUUGAAGACAUUCAUGUUCUUAUAGUGGAGUUUACUGCUAGCGCAAACAGCAGCCAGAGUGGUCAAAUAUAUAAGAGGGGAGGGAGACCAAUUGUGUGCAUGUACACUCAUUUUGUAUGCUGUAAUUAAUUUUCAGUUUUAAUACUUGUCCAAUUUUUCCUUCAGAAAUAAAGCUUGGUUAAAAUCCAAAUUUUGAUUAAA
This is a messenger RNA of Carassius gibelio (silver crucian carp), 3223 nucleotides long. RefSeq names its product glucan (1,4-alpha-), branching enzyme 1a (gene gbe1a). Gene Ontology annotation, molecular function: hydrolase activity, hydrolyzing O-glycosyl compounds; cation binding; 1,4-alpha-glucan branching enzyme activity. Gene Ontology annotation, biological process: glycogen biosynthetic process. The record is from RefSeq and is a predicted model, not a curated record. Lineage: Eukaryota; Metazoa; Chordata; Actinopteri; Cypriniformes; Cyprinidae. Gene Ontology annotation, cellular component: cytoplasm. The coding region runs from base 30 to 2099 and encodes 689 amino acids. The transcript has 16 exons.